Messenger RNA from Peronospora matthiolae, 321 nucleotides. The record is from the annotation of a GenBank genome assembly. NCBI's taxonomy places the organism in Eukaryota, Oomycota, Peronosporomycetes, Peronosporales, Peronosporaceae.
AUGAACAUUCCGAGUAACGACUUGGGUAACUUCCACGCGAUAUCCAAAUUUGGUCGUUGGGAGAUGGCGAUCCUUAUGGCCCGCCCGGCUCUCCGAGUGGAGGAAAACCUCUGUGUAACGGCCCAGAUCACGCUUAGAAACGGGCCUGGGGCCCUCGACCGAUUUAGAUGGACACCGAUCAGUCCGGGUGUUGUCAGCGGUGAGCGUCUCGACCCCCACUGUCGGAACCACGCCAGCAACAUUAUUCAACAGAAGAGGAAUGACGUUCACUGGGAGAGUGAUCAAAUGGUCGGUCUUCCGUCAGACAGUGCACAUGACUAA